This is a messenger RNA of Catharus ustulatus (Swainson's thrush), 692 nucleotides long. It is a transcript of the gene SNRPE, whose product is annotated as small nuclear ribonucleoprotein polypeptide E. Lineage: Eukaryota; Metazoa; Chordata; Aves; Passeriformes; Turdidae. Bases 291 to 569 code for a protein of 92 amino acids. The transcript has 5 exons. The record is from RefSeq and is a predicted model, not a curated record. Gene Ontology annotation, cellular component: U2 snRNP; U4/U6 x U5 tri-snRNP complex; precatalytic spliceosome. Gene Ontology annotation, biological process: spliceosomal snRNP assembly; mRNA splicing, via spliceosome. Gene Ontology annotation, molecular function: RNA binding.
UCCCGCUCCCGUACCGCCGCUAUCCCACAGUGCCCCGCGCGUGGCCAUCCCGCUCCCGUACCGCCGCUAUCCCACAGUGCCCCGCGUGGCCAUCCCGCUCCCGUACCGCCGCUAUCCCACAGUGCCCCGCGUGGCCAUCCCGCUCUCACACCGCCGCUAUCCCACAGUGCCCUGCGUGGCCAUCCCGCUCUCACACCGCCGCUAUCCCACAGUGCCCCGCGCGUGGCCACCCCGCUCCCACACCGCCGCUAUCCCACAGUGCCGCGCGCCGCCGCGGGCCCCGUGCAGCCAUGGCGUACCGCGGGCAGGGCCAGAAGGUGCAGAAGGUGAUGGUGCAGCCCAUCAACCUGAUCUUCCGCUACCUGCAGAACAGAUCCAGGAUCCAGGUGUGGCUCUAUGAGCAGGUGAACAUGAGGAUAGAAGGCUGCAUCAUCGGCUUUGAUGAGUACAUGAACCUGGUGCUGGAUGAUGCUGAGGAGAUUCACUCCAAAACCAAGUCCAGGAAGCAGCUGGGCCGGAUCAUGCUGAAGGGAGACAACAUCACCCUGCUGCAGAGCGUCUCCAGCUAGGCUGGGAUGUUUGGGAUGUCUGGGAUGGGGCAGGAGGAGCCACAGCUGCACGUCCCAACCUCCCCUGGGGUUUCUCUUUUGUAGUUUGGGGUUUAUUUGGGAAUAAAAAUGGUUUUUUGGUUG